GUCGCCGAGGGAGGUACUCGCAGAGGCGGCGGCGCUGCUGGCCGGGCCGGGGCCGCCCGUGCGCCGGGCGGUGACUCACCGGCCGGCGCCGCAGCCCCGCAAUCUGUUGAUAACUCGCUCCCAGCUCGGCCGCUGCCCUCGCGAAUGGAGAGCGGGUCCCCGGCGAGGGGAGCGCAGCGCGUCCGUCUCCAGGAGCGCGGCCCGGCGGCCCCGGCAGCCGCUUAGGCCACAGCAGAUGGGAGCAGCUCUGGGACUGCGCCCGCCCCGCCACGGUCACCCUGAGGCCCGGGCCCGGGAGCGCGACCUCCUGCCCGCCGUCUGGGACUUUGACCUUCCGGAGGCCAUGGAGGCUGGCGGGGAGCAGGGCGCGACCUGAUCGCCUCCCCCUGGAGCCUCCUCCAGCGGCGCUCACGCUUCGGUAACUUUGCAGCGCUCAUGGAUCUGAAGACAGUGCUCUCCCUGCCCCGCUACCCAGGGGAGUUCCUGCACCCCGUGGUGUAUGCAUGCACGGCGGUCAUGCUGCUCUGCCUCCUGGCCUCCGUCGUUACCUACAUCGUGCACCAGAGCGCCAUCCGCAUCAGUCGCCGGGGCCGGCACACGCUCCUGAACUUCUGCUUCCACGCAGCCCUGACCUUCACGGUGUUUGCCGGCGGCAUCAACCGCACCAAGUAUCCCAUCCUGUGCCAGGCGGUGGGCAUCGUGCUGCACUAUUCCACGCUGUCCACCAUGCUGUGGAUAGGAGUGACCGCCAGGAACAUCUACAAGCAGGUGACCAAGAAGGCCCCUCUGUGCCUGGACGCAGACCAGCCGCCGUACCCCAGGCAGCCCCUGCUCAGGUUUUACCUCGUCAGUGGAGGGGUCCCCUUUAUCAUCUGUGGGGUCACGGCUGCCACGAACAUCAGGAAUUACGGGACAGAGGACGAGGACGCGGCGUACUGCUGGAUGGCCUGGGAGCCUAGCCUGGGCGCCUUCUAUGGCCCAGCCGCCGUCAUUGCCCUGGUCACCUGCGUGUACUUCCUGGGCACCUACGUGCAGCUGCGGCGCCACCCAGGGCGCAGGUACGAGAUGCGCGCACAGCCCGAGGAGCAGCGGCGGCUGGCCACGCUCGACGGCAGCCGUGGGAUCCGGCCCAGCACCCCACCCGCACGCGAUGGCCCUGGCGCCUCGGUGCUGCAGAACGAGCACUCGUUCCAGGCACAGCUGCGCGCUGCCGCCUUCACGCUGUUCCUGUUCACGGCCACCUGGGCCUUUGGGGCGCUGGCGGUGUCCCAGGGCCACUUCCUGGACAUGGUCUUCAGCUGCCUGUACGGCGCCUUCUGCGUGACACUGGGGCUCUUCGUGCUCAUCCACCACUGCGCCAAGCGCGAGGACGUGUGGCAGUGCUGGUGGGCAUGCUGCCCACGCCGCAGGGAUGCCCACCCUGCACUCGAUGCCAACGGGGCCGCGCUGGGCCGUGCCGCCUGCCUGCAUUCGCCGGGCCUCGGCCAGCCACGGGGCUUCGGGCACCCACCAGGACCCUGCAAGAUGACCAACCUGCAGGCCGCACAGGGCCACGCCAGUUGUCUGUCCCCAGCCACCCCGUGCUGUGCCAAGAUGCAGGGUGAGCCACUGAUGGCAGACGAGGCACACAUGCACGCACAGGAGGAGGGUGCCUUCGGGCACGACCCCCACCUGCACGGGUGCCUUCAGGGUAGAACUAAGCCGCCCUACUUUAGCCGGCACCCGGCAGAGGAGCCCGAGUACGCCUACCACAUCCCGUCCAGCCUGGAUGGCAGCCCCCGAAGCUCGCGCACAGACAGUCCCCCCAGCUCUCUGGAUGGCCCGGCAGGGGCACACACGCUGGCCUGCUGCGCCCAGGGUGACCCCUUCCCCAUGGUCAGCCAGCCUGAGGGCAGCGAUGGGAGCCCUGCCCUCUACAGCUGCCCCACACGGCUGGGCAGGGAGGCAGCGCUUGGGCCCGGCCACCUGGAGAUGCUGCGGAGGACACAGUCCCUGCCCUUUGGUGGCCCCAGCCAGAACGGGCUGCCCAAGGGUAACUUGCUAGAAGGCCUGCCGUUUGGCACCGAUGGGACCGGCAACAUCCGAACAGGACCCUGGAAAAAUGAAACUACUGUGUAGGCGGAACAGGGGACACAGAGUUCCUGGAGGAGCUUCAGAGCAGAGUGGGGGGCCCAUCUGCCACAUGAGGUCACUGGGGGCACCAAAGUGACCCCACCUUUCAGAAGCAGUUCACACCCCUGCCCCCUUCCUUGUGAAAGACCUCAUUGGGGAAAAGCUCUGGGCCACGCCCACUCCUUUUGUCCCAAUUCCACAUGCUGGUCCCUGCACAAGGUCAUCUGGUUUCUGUCCUGUGGCCUCCAGUCCGGGGCGCCCCAGAAGCAGAGCAGGGGAUUCCAGCAAACGACCCACCCAGACCCCAGCGUGGCCCUGCCCGAGAUGCCCUGCUAUCCACGGAGUCCUGGCUUCCCCUGGUGUGGCCAGGCGGGGCCGAGAUUGCAGCAGGGGGCUGCCCUGACCUUUCCCAGUGUUCAAUGUGUGUGUCUUGCAUUCUACUCCAGGGGUGGUGGUGGCAGGUCUGUCCCCAGCAUUCUCACUCUGGGCAGAACCCUCGGGACCCACUGCUGUCGUGUGUCUGAGCCACUCCUGCAGCUUCACGGGACCCCUGCACACCUCUGCCCACUCAGUGUCCCUUGUCAACCCUGUCCUUGUCAUAGCCCCAGCCCUACAGGGCUGAGAGCACCACGGAUGCUGUGGGCUACAGCUGCGCUCUGGACUUUGGGGAUGGCUGUCGGCCUCAGAGGCCCAAUGGUGUGCUCUCA
Molecule: messenger RNA, 2819 nt
Organism: Piliocolobus tephrosceles (Ugandan red Colobus)
Lineage: Eukaryota; Metazoa; Chordata; Mammalia; Primates; Cercopithecidae
Gene: ADGRA1
Product: adhesion G protein-coupled receptor A1
Exons: 7
Coding region: 436-2118 (560 amino acids)
Biological process (GO): cell surface receptor signaling pathway; G protein-coupled receptor signaling pathway
Cellular component (GO): postsynaptic density; glutamatergic synapse; plasma membrane
Molecular function (GO): G protein-coupled receptor activity
Source: RefSeq, a predicted model, not a curated record